CCCGACUCGAUGGCAUACUGAAUCGGAAACCGGCAAGCUCCACAAGACGUUGGUUCUCCUUCGAGGAGCAAGCCGAGGCCCAUGUCUGGACAUGGGCCUCGGUGGGAGAGUUCGUUCCAACGACAUCACUACACUCUCUCUUACCGUACCGCAGCAACAGAUCCUACUAUUCUGCCAUUUUUGCACCAGCUAAAAAAAUCUAGUGAAGUCAGUACGAUGAUGAUGCGACUGCCAUUCGCCACUGCUAUAUAUAAUUCUCUGUUCUUCAACAUUGGCAUUGCCCGUCCACCCGUCCCAACUCCUCGCUCCAUGUCACCGUAACAUUUGACCGAAAGGAACAGAGAUCAGGAAGAGGUGGUGGGCAGUACUAAAGUUGCAGUGCAGUUCCAAUCAAACAGUCCCGUGUUCUUCCCAUCUUGCUUGCUUCUAAAUUUAAUCCCCACUGGGAUGUGGGGACAUUAUAUUAAAUAAGCCCCAUACAACCAUAACCAAAACCAAACAACCCGAGUCUUUGGGACAGUCCCAGAAAAGAAGAAACAAGGAACAAUUCUCUAUCUUCUGUCUUGGGGGAGAAAAGAAAUCACCAUGUCCCCUGGUUCCGAACUUGUCGGCGACCAGAGCAACAACAACGGAGCAGUUGCUUUCUUGGUUCCGUCCCCUCCUCCUGUUCUCUCGCCGUCUUCGCCCUGCCGGAAGACCAUGGAGGAUGUCUGGGGAGAUAUUAGCCGCUCCAUCCCCAGGGAUCAUGACCCCGUCUCUAUCUCCGGUGCGAUCCUCCAGGACUUCAUAUGGAGCCCUUUCCAGAGGAACUGGGCCUUCGCUGGUGUGAAAGACUCAUCCUCCGUAGUGGCAGUGGCAGCUCCAUUCGAUUGUCCGGCUUCUUGCUUGAGCUCGAACUCGAACUCGAACUCGGGUUGCCCCAAGGCGACCAGGCCCGGCUCAGCCCCAUACUUGGACGGGUCUUCAGGCCUGAACGCUCAUUGCCAGAAACGGGGGCUGGAAACGAAGGAUGAGUCCUGGGACCGGAGGCACAAGAGGCUGAUCAAGAACCGGGAGUCCGCCGCCCGCUCCCGGGCCCGGAGACAGGCUUACACGAUAGAACUGGAAUUGGAGGUCGAACGUUUGAGGCAAGAGAAUGCUAAGCUCAGAAAACAGCAAGAAAAGUUGUUCCUGCAACUAGCACCCGCUUCAGAUCAGAUUCCCAAAAAGAACAGGCUCCAUAGAACCUUAACAGGCGAUAUAGUUCAACCGAACCGGAAGAGCACACGGACGAUGCCUCGUUCAUCCAGUGUGAAAGAAAGGAGCCAGGACAAAGAACCAUAUUGAAACCCUCGGGUGGACUGGCUGCAGAAUGGAUCAUAUGCCUUAGUAGAACAUCACUCGUCAUAUGGUUUUUCAGGACGAUGUACCUCGUGUGUGUUUGUGCGCGUGUGUGUGUGAUAUUUUUGAACUUCUGCUAUGUGACCAUGACAUGUCGUGUCUAUGCAUGUUAUUGGUGGGCAGGGUAGUUGUGAGGGUAUAAGUGCUCGGUACGACGAAAAGAGGAUAAAGAAAGAAAAAUCAAUCACGUGGCAAAAGUGAUCGCAUCUCCAUGACUUGGAUUGAUCGCAAGAAACAAUAUUCAGUACAAUAAUCUAUAUACGAUCCGAGAUUGAAAGAGAUUCUGAAUUUGAUAUUUUUUAGUUGAGAA
Molecule: messenger RNA, 1690 nt
Organism: Punica granatum (pomegranate)
Lineage: Eukaryota; Viridiplantae; Streptophyta; Magnoliopsida; Myrtales; Lythraceae
Source: RefSeq, a predicted model, not a curated record